GAGGGAAAUGUGUUAGCACAGUUUUUUUGCUUUAUAAAGACGGCAGCAAACGGGGUUGAAAGCAACCUAAAAGAAGAAAGAAAAAAAGAUGAAAGAAUUUGAGGAGAUGAAAAAACUAAGGAAAGAGAUGGAAGAUAAACUGCAGGAGGAGCGAUCUGAGUUAGAAUACUCAAAGUUUAUCAACUUGGCACUAUUCCGAAAGGAACGUCAAAGCAACGAUGAGAAUCAAGAAGCACGGAAAGAGUUGAUUAAGGGAUUGAAAGAUUUAUCAGGUGAUGGAGCCACGAUCAGAGUGAAGGUGAUGGGAGAAGUUGAUGACAAGCCCCUCAUGAAAGCAUGCGAGCAGAGGUUCAGUGGCGAAAACGUUGUGCUGGAACAUGCCAAGCUUUGCUCUGAAGUGCAGAAUGCCCUCAAGGAUCCAGCAUGGCACCCAUUCAAACGCGUGGUGAUUGGAGAAGAAGAGGUAAUUGAUGAAGAAGAUGAGAAACUUAAGAAUCUGAGUCAUGAGUGGGGAGAGGAUGUGAAGAACGCAGUUAAGACAGCACUCGAGGAGCUCCACGAGUUUAACGGAAGAGGUCGGUACGCAAUUUCUGUGAUGUGGAAUGUUGAACAAGGGAGAGAAGCCAGAGUACUGCCUGAAGGGAUUGUUGCUCUCAUGGCGCAACAGGUCAAGCAUCCCUAACGCAAACGUACUUGAUCAAGCAGUCUUUGGAUCUAUCUCAUUUUGUGUCUCAGAAAACUUAUCGUUCUUACUUCUUAAGCCCAAGGAGGGUUUCCUAAUAAUGUUGCUGGUUUCUUAUCGUUUUCAGCUCGUGGUUUGCCAAACUAUAUAUUAUAUAUUAUUCUCUUGUUAUAGAACAAGAUGUUUGUUUGAAUUACUCUUGCAAAAGAGAACGCGAGAC
Messenger RNA from Thlaspi arvense, 902 nucleotides. NCBI's taxonomy places the organism in Eukaryota, Viridiplantae, Streptophyta, Magnoliopsida, Brassicales, Brassicaceae. The record is from the annotation of a GenBank genome assembly.